Molecule: messenger RNA, 375 nt
Organism: Phalaenopsis equestris
Lineage: Eukaryota; Viridiplantae; Streptophyta; Magnoliopsida; Asparagales; Orchidaceae
Product: glycine-rich cell wall structural protein 1-like
Exons: 1
Coding region: 1-375 (124 amino acids)
Source: RefSeq, a predicted model, not a curated record
AUGGCGAUUCCUACUUUUGUCAUAGUCAUGAUUGUUGUCAUGUGCUGCAUGAUCCUUUUGGUCCUCGUCUUAGCUGCAUGCCAACACAAGAAAGUGAAGGCUCGGCCGGGCCACGGCGGGCAUGCGCAUCAUGGGCUUGUCGGCGGCGGCAGAAGACAUGAUGUUGAGCUUGGGCUGGCCGCUGGUGCCGGAGCUGGUCUUGCUAUGGAUGGUGGUGGCGGCGGCGGCGGCGGUGUAGAUGGGUGUGGCGGUGUCGGAGGAGGCGGGGAUGGUGGUGUUGGGGGAGGAGGUGGCUUUUGUGGAGGUGAUGGGGGAGGUGGUGCUGGUGCUGGUGCUGGUGCUGGUGGAGGUGGGGGAGGUUUUGGUGGAAUUUGA